AUGGCCCCAACCACAAGCAACACCAGUGACGACUGGCUUCAGAUUCAGAAUCUCAUCUUUACAACCGAUGACUUCCUCAAGAAGGUCUCCAGCAAGGAUCUCUUUCUUUUCAUGAUUGGCAUCGACCUUGAAAACAUUCUGGCAGGAGAGAACCCAAAAGACGUUCACUUGCUCCUUGGACUUGGUCACAACAAACGACAGAUAACGGAUCUAUUUCCCAACGAAUUUCUACACGGCGAGCUGAAAAAGGCGCUGAACAGCUCAUUGACAUAUGGCGACACGCUGGAUUCGAUGAAAUCUGUGUUCAAGAUUCCUACAGCCAAUACGACUAUCCAUCUUCAUUUUGACGGCCUUCUCCGUCCGGGCUCUGGCGAAGGAGAGAUAAGCGUUUCCCCCCAUGUUUUCGUCGAAGCAGAGAAUGGCAUCCCACGGUCUAUGUUUCUGUCUACGCAUGAUUGA
Molecule: messenger RNA, 459 nt
Organism: Colletotrichum destructivum
Lineage: Eukaryota; Fungi; Ascomycota; Sordariomycetes; Glomerellales; Glomerellaceae
Exons: 1
Coding region: 1-459 (152 amino acids)
Source: RefSeq, a predicted model, not a curated record